This is a messenger RNA of Papilio polytes (common Mormon), 1754 nucleotides long. RefSeq names its product UDP-glucuronic acid decarboxylase 1 (gene Uxs). The transcript is spliced from 9 exons. Gene Ontology annotation, cellular component: cytoplasm. Bases 149 to 1513 code for a protein of 454 amino acids. Gene Ontology annotation, molecular function: NAD+ binding; UDP-glucuronate decarboxylase activity. Gene Ontology annotation, biological process: D-xylose metabolic process. The record is from RefSeq and is a predicted model, not a curated record. NCBI's taxonomy places the organism in Eukaryota, Metazoa, Arthropoda, Insecta, Lepidoptera, Papilionidae.
UAGUUCGUAGAAUUUGUAGUAAGAUGUUGCAGCAAUAAUAUUGUGUUAAUAAUAUUAAAUGUAAUAUUCGUGACCUAUAAUCACCGGUUGUAUUAAUAUGUGUAGAGAAAUGUAUAUAGAUUAAUACAAAAGUGUAAUAUUUUCAGAAAUGAUAAGGCAAUCAUUAAAAUUUAGGAAAACUAUAACCAUCGUAUGUGUUUUGUCUUUGCUGGUCUUUAUUUUCCUUAUUCUUAAAAAAGAUAAAUAUAUUGAUAAUAGUGAAGUAAAAAGACAUCACCAAAGAAUAGAUGAUGAUUUCCAGGACGUAGGGUACAGAGAAUUUGAUGAAAUACCAAAGAAGGAACCAUAUGUUCUUGGUGAAAAGAAAAUAAAAAUGGAAAUGAAUAAUGUUGCUGAUGAAGGCACAAAAAGAGAAUUACAAGAGGCCAAAGCUCGAAUUGAACAGUUGGAGAAGAAAUUAGCAAUUUUAGAAGGAAGAAUUCCACAAAAAUAUCCAGAUGUUCAAUAUUUGGGGUAUAAAGAAAGAAAACGGAUUUUGGUUACAGGAGGAGCUGGUUUUGUCGGUUCACAUCUUGUUGAUGUAUUGAUGAUACAAGGACAUGAAGUUAUUGUUGUGGACAAUUUUUUCACCGGACGGAAACGCAAUGUGGAACAUUGGUUUGGACAUCGUAAUUUUGAAAUGAUACAUCAUGAUAUUGUGAAUCCAUUAUAUGUCGAGGCAGAUGAAAUUUAUCAUUUAGCCAGUCCUGCAAGCCCACCUCAUUAUAUGCAGAAUCCUGUAAAAACUAUUAAAACAAAUACAUUGGGCACCAUUAAUAUGUUGGGUCUGGCGAGACGUGUUGGAGCUAAGAUUUUGAUUGCCAGCACAUCUGAGGUUUACGGAGAUCCUAUGGUUCAUCCCCAACCAGAAUCCUACUGGGGACAUGUUAAUCCAAUAGGUCCGCGUGCAUGUUAUGAUGAAGGCAAGAGAGUCGCCGAAACUUUAGCCUAUUCGUACGCCAAACAGGAAAAUGUUUCAGUGAGGGUAGCGAGAAUCUUCAACACGUAUGGGCCACGUAUGCAUGUGUCGGAUGGUCGAGUUGUGUCCAACUUCAUUAUGCAGGCGUUGCAGAAUCUUACUAUUACGGUGUAUGGUAAUGGUAAACAAACCCGUUCAUUCUGUUACGUGUCAGAUCUUGUAGAUGGUCUGUUGGCUUUAAUGGCCUCCAGUUAUUCCUUGCCUGUGAAUAUUGGCAACCCUGUUGAACACACAAUAGAAGAGUUUGCGGUGAUAAUAAAGAAUCUAGUCCCGGGUUGCCGCAGCACGGUGACGACAGGCGCGGCCGUGGAGGACGACCCGCAGCGUCGCCGCCCUGACAUCACCCUCGCAGAGACACAUCUACACUGGUCACCUAAGAUAUCAUUGCAGGACGGCCUCCAGAGAACGAUAGACUACUUCAAAGAGGAAUUAUCGCGUACAACAUUUCACAACAAUCAAACAUAUAUAGAUUUUAAAGUGAAAACAUCUCACUAAGGUGUUUUUUGGAAUCCUCUACUAAUGUGAUAUUAGGAGUAUAUGCUAUUGAAAAUACAAGUAUAAAAAAACUGUAUCAUAGAAUACUGUAAACUUUAAAAGCAUUUGUCCUUUUUAUUGUUUAUUUAUGACAAACUAUUUGCUACUAUAUCCAUAUUAAGACAAUGACAAAUUAUAUAAAAGUAAAUUAGUCCCUUCGUAGUAUAUUCACUUUAAAAAAUGUGUUAUAUUUAAGUGACAA